Messenger RNA from Vigna radiata var. radiata (mung bean), 1017 nucleotides. RefSeq lists its product as uncharacterized. The record is from RefSeq and is a predicted model, not a curated record. Gene Ontology annotation, molecular function: zinc ion binding. NCBI's taxonomy places the organism in Eukaryota, Viridiplantae, Streptophyta, Magnoliopsida, Fabales, Fabaceae. Bases 313 to 723 code for a protein of 136 amino acids. The transcript is spliced from 2 exons.
CACUUAAGUCUUUAAUUUCGCAAAAAGUGUUCAAUUUGGUCCUUUUGGGUGACGCCGUUAAGUUUCUUAACGGUACAGAUGCCAGGUGGCUAUCAUCUGGUGAUUUGGCAUUGUUAAUUGUUUUUAAAAAAAUUAUAAUGAUUACGUGGAAAUGUUUAUACUUAGGGUUGGAUUAGAGAAGGAUUUAGGGGUAAUGGAUCCUGUUACAGUGAUUGAUGAUUAUUGUUCCCAAGUUUAAAAGCCAUGGUAAGGGUUUGUGGUCAUUUGCUCCAGAGUUUUGCACAGUGAGAAGGUUAGGGUUUAUAGUUUUGAAUGGCUUCUUCACAAAGUGGUUGUUCUUGUUCGAAGACAACGGGCAAAGGAGCUUCACAUUCAUCACAGGGUGCUGUUUCGAGAGGUGGUGGGAUAACCCCUAUUUGCUACUGUGGUGAUUUUGCUGUACUGAAGGUUGCAAAAACUGCAAGGAAUGCUGGGAGGCAAUUUUGGGCAUGUCGUCAUUAUAAGGGUGCAUUUACAAGUGGGAUGUCAUGUAACUUUUUCAAGUGGUUUGGUGAAGAGAACGGUGAUGAUAGAGAUGGUGCAAAUGUGAGGCAAAGNAACAAGAGGACCACUGAUAUGGAAAGUGCUGUGAAAGAGUUGCAGAGAAAGAUGAAGNUAGUAGUUGGAGUUGGGGUUGUUCUCAUUGUGCUUAACAUCAUCAUAUUGGGGCUGUUUUUAGGUUGAUGUUAGGUGACGAAUGUGCAAUUUACGUUGUGUUCAUGUAUUUUGAGUUCAUGUUGUAAUGUUUUGAGUGCCCUUAGGUUGAUGUUAGGUGGNCAAUCUUGAAUCAAUGUGGUGUUUGUGUAUUAUGAGCUGGAGUUGUAAUAUAACUUGAACCAUCUGGGUUAGUUGAAUGAAGUUCGUAACAGUCCUCGGUUUCGUUUUAAGUUGUUCAUUUUGGUCCCCCUUUUGGUUUUAAGUUGUUCAUUUUGGUCCCCCUUUUACCUAAAAAUUGUGCAUAAUGGUCCCUUAAAUUGA